Molecule: messenger RNA, 4075 nt
Organism: Octopus bimaculoides (California two-spot octopus)
Lineage: Eukaryota; Metazoa; Mollusca; Cephalopoda; Octopoda; Octopodidae
Source: RefSeq, a predicted model, not a curated record
CAUAACAAGUGGAUCCACAUACACGUACACAAAUCCUACAUGCAAAUUCAGACGUACAUAAUCAAACGACGACAUUCAGGCUGACAAAGAUAUUUAAAAGUGACCACUCAAAUACACAUCAUAUACAUAUGUACAAACACACAACACACUCACAUAUAUGUAUAUAUAUAUAUAUUCGCUAAGACAUCCGCUUUCAGGGAAAAACUGCUUCUAAUAGAUGUAAACUCGUAAGUGACCAUUACAUACAUACAACGACAUAUACACACAUACACACACACACACACACACACACACAUACACACACACUUACAUACGUACAUACAUACAUAUAUACAUACAUGCCCCUACUUGGAGACAAGUGAUUCCGUUGUAACUGUUUAAUCACUACCACUUGUAGGUUUCUCGUCAAAUUUAAAGAAUUGUUCAGUUCUGUAUGGCCACCAAUGAUUUACCAUUGAAUUUUUGUGAACGCCACAGAUAAUUUUUGCAUUUUUUGCCAUCAAAUCAGGUGUUACAGGAUACCAGAAAGAAACAAGAGAGAAAAAUGAUUACAAAAUAUAUUUUUUUGUUUCCCUUAGCUUUUUUCAUGUCCUGCACUGAAGUUACUUCGCAAGUAGAACCUUGUGACAGUUACACGGAAAUAGACGCUUCAUCAAGACGUAUUACAGAGGAUUAUGAUACUCACUGCGACAAUACGCUAUCAGAAAAAUGGUACCGCUUUAUCAUUGGUAAACAGUCAGCCAUUAUUCCAACUCAGUGCAUUAAGAACGAUUUCUGUGGUACGAAACUGGGAAUGUUUAUCGAUAUGAUGAAUCAGUCUUUUCCCUCAACAGGAAACACGAUUACCGUUACAGCAUGUUCAUCGUUCGAUAUCCUAGGAAAAUGGGACUGCUGUGUGCUAUCCAAGCGUAUCGAAAUGCGACGUUGUCCCGGAGAUUUCUUUAUCUAUAAUCUAAAAAAGACGGAUAGAUGUCCAGUCGCUUACUGUUCCAUGUUGCAAAAUGAGCUUCCUCACGAUAAUUAUACAAUCCUUCAUGGUGCUGGGGUAAAUGAAACUUCACCGUUUGUAUCAACAAAAGAUAUGAUUAAAGACCUAACGACUUUGGAGACGCCUGUCAUAAGCUCAAUAGGUUCAAAUGCUCAUAAUUUAACUACUACAGAAAUUCAGGCCCAAAAUUUCGUCACAGUAAAUCAAACGGAAAAAGAUGUACAUGUAGAAAGUGCAACUAGAUUUAAUGUAACAACAGACUUGCCCAACAGCUCCGUUACAAAUAUCUUAGUCACUAAAACAAAGAAAGGAAGACGUAAUGCCACUGUGACUGCAGUGAAAACCACCACAGAAGACGAAGAUUCAGCACUUAGAAGCUUCGGCAGUGGAGAAGAAAAGGAAACGGCCUGGAAAGAGAAAUAUUCCAUACCCAAUUCGACAGUUUCACCUGCUGCUUCCCAUAGAACGAGUAUAACACCAGUUAUAACGGCUUUCGAGAAGACAGUAACGCCAAAUCAAACAAUUACGGCUGAACCAUCACAGGACAUCUUCCAAGAAUAUUUGGCUCUGUUUAUCAUUUUAAUGAUAAUUGGGUUUCUUUGUCUUAUACUCCUACUAUCCAGCUGUAUGUACCUCUAUUGCCAACGCCAUUCGGGCCAUUGGGAUCGGGCGUUAGCCGAACAGUAUCAUGUGACUGUAGUCCCUCGACGAGAUGCUUUGAUUAACGAAAGCCCCUACAGUGAUGACGUUAUCAUUCAUGAUGAGAAAGAGGACAAAUUGGGGAACAGCCUUGGCAGUUCUUAUCAUGGUGUCAAUCCAGGUAACAACCUAUCCUACUCAAAUAGCAUCAAAGCAAUCAAUGACCUGAAUAAUUUGACCAUGAGAAGCCAUCCUAAUGACUUCAACUCGCAGCCACUUGAUGGAACUGAGGGCCUAGUCAUACCUAUUGACCAGUUCAGACCUGAAAAAGACACUAUGAAUAUUGAAGACACAAUUUUAUGAGUAAGUGCUCACUGUGAGCACCAGAUCAGCAAACACAUUGUCAAUGACAAAGAGUUAAUCCUUUGACAAUUCUUCAGUUUAAAUCAUCAGGAAUAAUUAUCUCAAAACUACAAAGAAAACAAAAACAUACCAAACUACACAGCUACCACAACUACUACUUCUACUGUCACUAUUAUUACUGCGAUACAACGAUUUCUGUUGCUGUGGCAACUAAUUUACUUCAGCUACAUCAACAACAUCAUUAUCAACAACAACAACAUACAAUAAUAAUUAAUGGUUUCCAGUAUUGGAAGGGCGCACAGCACCAGAAUUUUCAACUCAAACUACUCCAAAUUUUAGUUAGUGUAUCCACAUAAAUGUAGUCCUGACCAGUUAGUUUGUACUGGUAUCGAGUCAUAUAAGUCGUAAUAAUAAAGUCAAACCAAAUAGAUACAACCGUCUCAUUUUCUUUCAAUACUGUUCAUUGGUACAUCUUCCCCACUACCUCACUAUAUAUAUAUCCUCUUCUUUUCUCUCUCUCUCUCUCCCUUCUUUCUUCCCCUAACUUAGUAACUGAUUUACGAUUCUGACCAUAGAUACUGAAAUAUUUCCAUCAAUUGUUUCAUAUUUUGAAAUGUUUUAACCGUGGAAGGUCUAACAUUAAAUGAUUUCAAAAUAUCACUAUUUAGUUUGACUUCUUUAUUACAGCUUCAUAUAUGUGUGUGUGUGUAUAUACACACACACACAUAUAUAUAUAUAUACAUAUAUAUAUACAUACAUACAUAUACACACACACAUAUAUAUAUAUACAUACAUAUAUAUACAUACAUAUAUAUAUAUAUAUAUAAUAUAUGUAUAUAUACAGCAAUCUCCAGUGUCAUUCAACAGUUACUUUCCAGAAAGCAUUUCUAUUGCAUGGAAUCCAGAACCUGAUAUAAUUUUUUUCUUUGGCUUUCGAGUUAAAAUUUGAAAUGUAUUCCUCCACAAAUUUUUUUAAAAAAGAAAAAAAAACAUUAAGAAUAAAACCACUUUUAUAAUCUUAACCAGAGUUUCCACAAGACAAAAAUCCUUGUGUGUAUGUGUGUGUGUGUGUGUGUGUGUGUUGUCUGUGUGUGUGUGUGUGUGUGUGUGGUCUGUGUGUCCAUAUGUAUAUAUAUACACACACACAUAUGUAUGCAUAUGUGUACAGAUGCAUACACACAUGCACAUAUAUAUAUGUAUUCAUAUUAUACAUGUAUAUAUGUCUAUGUAUAUGUAUCUGUGUGUAUAUAUAUGUAAAAUAUAUGUAUUUAUAUAUGUGUGUGUGUGUGUAUGCGCGUGUGUAUGUAUAUAUAUAUAUAUAUAUAUAUAUAUAUAUAUAUAUAUAUAUGCACUCAUACAUACAAAUUACUGCCAUAGAACAAUAUGGGAUUUUUGACAGUAAUCAUAACAAUUACUUUAAUCUGCUGAUCAUUCCAAGACACUUUCAAAGAAAGCUUCAUACUUUUUUUUGUUUAUGGAUUUGUUUUGCAAGAUUCCUGAUGUGAAAUCAUGUAUUGAAACAGAUAUUGUUAUAUUUGGGGAUGGUCUUUUUUUUCUCUCUUUUCUUUUGGGCCUAGUAACCACAGGCACUGUAUAGCGGUUCUCCAUGGCAGCUUUAAUAUUAUUCUUAUUUUAGAGUCCUUACUUUCCUUUGUCCUUUGUUUGAAAUCUAACAAAAGAACACUGAGAUAAGAAUAGUAAUAAUGAAGCUGAAGUGAGGAACAAAUAUACAGUGCAUGUGCUUAUUUGGAAAGAAAAAAAUGAACAUCUCAUUCAUACUUUUUCUUAUUCAGUAAAUUUGUACAUUUUUGCAUUUAAUUUCUUUUCCAAGUAAUUUUAUAUCAACAACUGCUUUUCUUUUUGUUUCUCAGACACAUUUUUUUUAUGUUACUUGAGGUUAUAAUUUUUGAUUUUAGUCAUUACAAGAUGCAUCUUUAAGAUGGUUUUUUUAUAUAUAUUUUAUCUUCGCUUGUAAUUUUGAAAUAGGAAAUACUCAGUUUUAGCUAAACUGAAGUUGCACAUAAACCUCACUUGACAUUUUUAUGUAUUAUAUUUAUUUUUAAUAAAACUACUAGCUUAUAAUUA